Molecule: messenger RNA, 14658 nt
Organism: Coregonus sp. 'balchen'
Lineage: Eukaryota; Metazoa; Chordata; Actinopteri; Salmoniformes; Salmonidae
Source: the annotation of a GenBank genome assembly
UGACAUUUAUGCCACACAGUUGCGUCGGAAGAAUGAAGGAAUGGACAGAGAGGGGGUGGUGUGCAGACUUUUCUUCACGAGACUGACGUUUUGUUUUACUUAUUAAUUCAUGCAAAUGUCACCUGACCGUCAGCAGAAAAGUUAACUUUGGGUAAGUCUAUUUUAUUGUCUUGGGAAAUUAUGUAAAACGUUUAAAAGCGAUUGCCUAAUCAUUGUUUUUACUCUGUCACGUUUUACUCUGUCAAUCUAUUCCAUUAGUGAGUGACUCAUUCCACCACGCGUAUAGCCUAGUAGUCUAGCUAUCUCAUGAGUGUGAGAUAAUAACCGAAUAACUGGACGAAUCCCGUCAGUACAGUAAAGCAGUCUAUUGGACGUCACUGCUACUGCUCCGCUAUGUCGCAUGCCCGGCAAGCACUAGACAGGUGACCAGGUCAUGUCAACAGACAGCUGGAACAGACAGUUGAUAAUACGAAUGGAUUAACGACAACAUUCUAUUUUAGCCGUGAUAGAAGAAUACACUGUAGUCUAUUUCUUGAAGUUGAUUUCGUUUCUAUUUCUUGAAGUUGAUUUCGUUUCAACCUUAUGUGUAGUCUACAGUCAGCGAGUCUGUCCAGUUUCCUAUCCAAUUCACUAAGGGUAUUAUAAUACAGCAUUAUUAGUUUGUCGAGGGGGGAAAAUAGUGGUUUUAAGCAAUCUGUCAGAUGACAAAGUGGGCUGCAGAUUAUUCCCUAGUAAAGCACCUUGUUUUGUGAAGCACAAUCAAUAUUUUGUUGGGGCAGUGGCUCUGGUCCAAAAUGACUGUGCUGCUUGAGCGAAUAAAGUAUUAUUUGAAGGCACAAAAACAGAAAAAAUAGCACAAAAUAGAGGAACAAAAUGUUUAGUUAUUUGUUUCAGAGAUGUGACCAAUGAUUACUCCUUUUAGAAGUUAUUUUGAUAUUUCCAUGAGACCCAUUGUAUAAACAAAGCAGUUAGGGUGGGAAUUGCCUGUUGUUCACCUCAAUCCUUCUGUGAGCCAAGUAGGCCUAGCUCAGACUGUGAAAUAAUCUGUUUUGUUCUGAAUUAGUUUUCCUUGUAACUAGAUUAGGACUUCCUCGAAUGUGAUGAAUAGGGUGCCAUUAAGACCUUGGCAUAAUGAAAUAAUAUAAUUUAUUCAAAGAGCUCGAAUAACUACAAUAUUCUUUGUUGUUUGUAUUCUAAAACCAACCUAGCAGCAACUUUUAAAGAGAUGAAACAGUGUACAAUAAAUUGUUAUACUGUAUAGUGUUCCAUGACCAUGACACACUAGAUUGAGACUAUCCCUUUCAUGUACUGUAAUAAACUUUGACUUCUACUUUUCCCCUGUGCCCCCCCCAACCCCCCCCCCUGUCCAGUACAGAAUCAUGUCGUGUGAGAAGGGCGACCGGGACCCCAUGGAGGACCCCCUCUUCAUCCUGGAGAGUGGCGAGGUGUACAGGAACCCCACGGAGGUCAAGAUGAGCCAGAUCGUGAUGCCCUGCCACACCAACCACUGUGGAGAGCUCAGUGUGGGACAGCUGCUCAAGUGGAUGGACUCCACAGCCUGCCUGUCUGGUGAGCUAUGACCUUAACCUCAUAGGAUGACCUCUAAAGAAAAGUGGUCCCUCCCAAGUCCCAACCUGGGGCUCUGGCCAAAAAUAGUACACUUAUAGGAAAUAAAGUGUAAUUUGGGACGCAGACUCUGACUGCAGCCCUCCAAGACGUGGAUUGAGAUCAACAGCUAUGGAGUCCUGUCAGCCGAGAAGGCAUAUACAGUGGGGGAAAAAAGUAUUUAGUCAGCCACCAAUUGUGCAAGUUCUCCCACUUAAAAAGAUGAGAGAGGCCUGUAAUUUUCAUCAUAGGUACACUAUGCCAGUGUCUUUUAUACUGAUAACAAGUUCAAACAGGUGCCAUUAAUACAGGUAACGAGUGGAGGACAUUGGAGCCUCUUAAAGAAGAAGUUACAGGUCUGCGAGAGCCAGAAAUCUUGCUUGUUUGUAGGUGACCAAAUACUUAUUUUCCACCAUAAUUUGCAAAUCAAUUCAUUAAAAAUCCUACAAUGUGAUUUUUUGGAUUUUUUUUUCCUAAUUUUGUCUGUCAUAGUUGACGUGUACCUAUGAUGAAAAUUACAGGCCUCUCUCAUCUUUUUAAGUGGGAGAACUUGCACAAUUGGUGGCUGACUAAAUACUUUUUCAUCCCACUGUAUGUACUGUACAUGUGAUGUUUAUGGACCUCUAUGUUGUCACAGCUGAAAGACACGCUGGGUCUCCCUGUAUUACUGCCUCUGUUGACGACAUCCACUUUGAGCACACUAUAGGGUAUGUAUUUCACUUCCUGAAACAGACCUUUUCAGUAUAUUUACAGUGACUUAUAGCCUUUAGCUUAGCCACAGAAAGGAGGGGCUGGUGUUCUUCUGUUUACACUGUAACCACUGUCCAAUGUUGAUCAUAUAAAUGUUUGUUUGUUUGCACGCAGAGUCGGACAGGUUGUUAACAUCAAGGCAAAAGUCAACAGAGCCUUCACAUCCAGCAUGGAGGUUUGUGGGGACACCAUCUUUGAUCUUUGUGUAGUAAAUAUUUAAUCUUUGGAAUUUUUGUUUUGAAAUCAUUUAUAAUGUAUGUCGGGGAGAGAAAUGAUACACAAGGCUGUUCCAUAAUAGAUGAUCCCUGUUUACAACCUGUGUUCUUUACUGUAGAAUCUAGUCCCAUUUAAUUCACCAAAUGGUAAUCUAUUCUCUAUAUAGUACACUACUUGAAAUCAAAUCAAAGUUUAUUGGUCGCGUACACGGUUUUGCAGAUGUUAUCGCAAGUGCAGCGAAAUGCUUAUGUUUUUUUUAGCUCCAACAAUGCAGCAAUAUCUAGCAAUACAAUAACAAUACACACAUAAUCCUCCUCCCCCUCAAAAGAAAGAAGAAAAUAACAAGUAUUAAGACCUGAGAAUGAGCAAUAUAAUUAAAUAUAUGUGAAUGGUGUGUACAGCAGUAUGUACAUAUAAAGUGGGUAAAACAGUAUGUAAACAUUAUUAAAGUGAACAGCGUUCAAUGAGGGAUCUUGUAAAAAAUGAUGCACAAUAUAGGGAACAGAGGUUGCCAUUUGGGACCCAACCUUAGUAAUAUAUGUACAGUUGAAGUCGGAAGUUUACAUACACCUUAGCCAAAUACGUUUAAACUCAGUUUUUCACAAUUCCUGACAUUUAAUCCGAGUAAAAAUUCCCUGUCUUAGGUCAGUUAGGAUCACCACUUUAUUUUAAGAAUGUGAAAUGUCAGAAUAAUAGUAGAGUGAUUUAUUUCUUUCAUCACAUUGCAAUUUUAAAAAAUAUUUUUAGUCAUUUAGCAGACGCUCUUAUCCAGAGCGACUUACCCAGUGGGUUAGAAGUUUACAUACAAAUCAAAUCAAAUCAAAUUUAAUUGUCCACAUGCGCCGAAUGCUUACUUACAGCCCUUAACCAACAGUGCAUUUAUUUUUUAUAAAAAAGUAAAAUAAAACAACAACAAAAAAGUGUUGAGAAAAAAAGAGUGGAAGUAAAAUAAAAUAACAGUAGGGAGGCUAUAUCUACAGGGGGGUACCGGUGCAGAGUCAAUGUGCGGGGGCACCGGCUAGUUGAGGUAGUUGAAGUAAUAUGUACAUGUGGGUAGAGUUAAAGUGACUAUGCAUAAAUAAUUAACAGAGUAGCAGCAGCAUAAAAAGAUGGGGUGGGGGGUGGGGGUGGUGGGGCAGUGCAAAUAUUCUGGGUAGCCAUGAUUAGCUGUUCAGGAGUCUUAUGGCUUGGCGGUAGAAGCUGUUAAGAAGUCUUUUGGACCUAGACUUGGCACUCCGGUACCAAUUGCCGUGCGGUAGCAGAGAGAACAGUCUAUAACUAGGGUGGCUGGAGUCUUUGACAAUUUUGAGGGCUUUCCUCUGACACCGCCUGGUAUAGAGGUCCUGGAUGGCAGGAAGCUUGGCCCUAGUGAUGUACUGGGCCGUACGCACUACCCUCUGUAGUGCCUUGCGGUCGGAGGCCGAACAGUUGCCAUACCAGGCAGUGAUGCAACCAGUCAGGAUGCUCUCGAUGGUGCAGCUGUAGAAUUUUUUGAGGAUCUGAGGACCCAUGGCAAAUAUUUUCAGUCUCCUGAGGGGGAAUAGGCUUUGUCGUGCCCUCUUCACGACUGUCUUGGUGUGUUUGGACCAUGGAUGAUGUGGACACCAAGGAACUUGAAGCUCUCAACCUGUUCCACUACAGCCCCGUCGAUGAGAAUGGGGGCGUGCUCAGUCCACUUUUUUUUCCUGUAGUCCACAAUCAUCUCCUUUGUCUUGGUCACGUUGAGGGAGAGGUUGUUAUCCUGGCACCACACGGCCAGGUCUCUGACCUCCUCCCUAUAGGCUGUCUCAUCGUUGUCGGUGAUCAGGCCUACCACUGUUGUGUCGUCGGCAAACUUAAUGAUGGUGUUGGAGUCGUGCCUGGCCAUGCAGUCAUGGGUGAACAGGGAGUACAGGAGGGGACUGAGCACGCACCCCUGAGGGGCCCCCGUGUUGAGGAUCAGUGUGGCAGAUGUGUUGUUUCCUACCCUUACCACCUGGGGGCGGCCCGUCAGGAAGUCAAGGAUCCAGUUGCGGAGGGAGGUGUUUAGUCCCAGGAUCCUUAGUUUAGUGAUGAGCUUUGAGGGCACUAUGGUGUUGAACGCUGAGCUGUAGUCAAUUAAUAGCAUUCUCACGUAGGUGUUCCUCUUGUCCAGGUGGGAAAGGGCAGUGUGGAGUGCAAUAGAGAUUGCAUCAUCUUUGGAUCUGCUGGGGCGGUAUGCAAAUUGGAGUGGGUCUAGGGUUUCUGGGAUAAUGGUGUUGAUGUGAGCCAUGACCAGCCUUUCAAAGCACUUCAUGGCUACAGACGUCAGUGCUACGGGUCGGUAGUCAUUUAGGCAGGUUAUCUUAGUGUCCUUGGGCACGGGGACUAUGGUGGUCUGCUUGAAACAUGUUGGUAUUACAGACUCAGUCAGGGACAUGUUGAAAAUAUCAGUGAAGACACUUGCCAGUUGGUCAGCACAUGCUCGGAGUACACGUCCUGGUAAUCCGUCUGGCCCUGCGGCCUUGUGAAUGUUGACCUGCUUAAAAGUCUUACUCACAUCGGCUACGGAGAGCGUGAUCACAUAGUCAUCCGGAACAGCUGGUGCUCUCAUGCAUGGUUCAGUGUUGCUUGCCUCGAAGUGAGUAUAGAAGUGGUUUAGCUCGUCUGGAAGUCUUGUGUCACUGAGCAGCUCGCGGCUGUGCUUCCCUUUGUAGUCUAUAAUAGUUUUCAAGCCCUGCCACAUUCGACGAGCGUCAGAGCCGGUGUAGCACUCAAUUAGUAUUUGGUAGCAUUGCCUUUAAAUUGUUUAACUUGGGUCAAACGUUUCAGGUAGCCUUCCACAAGCUUCCCACAAUAAGUUGGGUGAAUUGUGGCCCAUUCCUCCUGACAGAGCUGUUGUAACUGAGUCAGGUUUGUAGGCCUCCUUGCUUGCACACGCUUUUUCAGUUCUGCCCACACAAUUCCUAUAGGAUUGAGGUCAGGGCUUUGUGAUGGCCACUCCAAUACCUUGACUUUGUUGUCCUUAAGCCAUUUUGCCACAACUUUGCAAGUAUGCUUGGGGUCAUUGUCCAUUUGGAAGACCCAUUUGCGACCAAGCUUUAACUUCCUGACUGAUGUCUUGAGAUGUUGCUUCAAUAUAUCCACAUAAUUUUCCUUCCUCAUGAUGCCAUCUAUUUUGUGAAGUGCACCAGUCCCUCCUGCAGCAAAGCACCCUAACAGCAUGAUGCUGCCACCCCCGUGCUUCACGGUUGGGAUGGUGUUCUUCGGCUUGCAAGCAUACCCCUUUUUCCUCCAAACAUAACGAUGGUCAUUAUGGCCAAACAGUUCUAUUUUUGUUUCAUCAGACCAGAGGACAUUUCUCCAAAAAGUACGAUCUUUGUCCCCAUGUGCAAUUGCAAACCGUAGACUGGCUUUUUUAUGGCGGUUUUGGAGCAGUGGCUUCCUCCUUGCUGAGCGGCCUUUCAGUUUAUGUCGAUAUAGGACUCGUUUUACUGUGGAUAUAGAAUAUUUUGUACUUGUUUCCUCCAGCAUCUUCACAAGGUCUUUUGCUGUUGUUCUGGGAUUGAUUUGCACUUUUCACACCAAAGUACGUUCAUCUCUAGGAGACAGAUCGUGUCUCCUUCCUGAGCGGUAUGACGGCUGCGUGGCCCCAUGGUGUUUAUACUUGCGUACUAUUGUUUGUACAGAUGAACGUGGUACCUUCAGGCAUUUGGAAAUUGCUCCCAAGGAUGAACCAGACUUGUGGAGGUCUACAAUUUUCUUUCUGAGGUCUUGGCUGAUUUCUUUUGAUUUUCCCAUGAUGUCAAGCAAAGAGGCACUGAGUUUGGAGGUAGGCCUUGAAAUUCAUCCACAGGUACACCUCCAAUUGACUCAAAUGAUGUCAAUUAGCCUAUCAGAAGCUUCUAAAGCCAUGACAUCAUUUUCUGGAAUUUUCCAAGCUGUUUAAAGGUACAGUCAACUUAGUGUAUGUAAACUUCUAACCCACUGGAAUUGUGAUACAGUGAAUUAUAAUUGAAAUAAUCUGUCUGUAAACAAUUGUUUGAAAAAUUCCUUCUCAUGCACAAAGUAGAUGUCCUAACCGACUUGCCAAAACUAUAGUUUGUUAACAAGAAAUUUGUGGAGUGGUUGAAAAACGAGUUUUAAUGACUCCAACCUAAGUGUAUGUAAACUUCCGACUUGAACUUUAUGUAACAAUAUGUCUGACACUCUGCCUGGUGUCAUGAUGUGAUGCCAUGUGGGCACUAUCCUCAGGUGGGCAUCGCGGUGAGCUGUGAGGACCUGUUCAGUAGCUGCCAGUGGAACGUGUGCAAUGCCUUUGCCACCUUUGUGGCGCGACGCACUGAGGAGGGGAAGGUGAGGGCUGAAGAGCGAGAAAGAGAGAGAGGGCACCCAUCUUGGUUUGACAGUGUUAGACAUAUCAACCACAUCAAUAUGUCAUGCUUCAAUAGGAGGGCACACACACCAACACUGUGUGUGUGUGUGUGUGUGGGUAUGUGUGUGUGUGUGUGUGCGUGCAGGUGCAGCUGAAGCAGGUGAUUCCGCGGACGCAGACAGAGCAGAUGGAGUACAGCAUCGCGGCAGAGAGGAGGAGGAUGAGACUGACCCAUGCUGAGAUCAUAACAGACCUACUGAGCAGCAACACAGCUCAACUAGGUAUUAUGCUGUCAACACACAGCUCAACUAGGUAUUAUACUGUCAACACACAGCUCAACUAGGUAUUAUGCUGUCAACACACAGCUCAACUAGGUAUUAUACUGUCAACACACAGCUCAACUAGGUAUUAUGCUGUCAACACACUGAAACACACAGCUCAACUAGGUAUUAUACUGUCAACACACAGCUCAACUAGUAUUAUACUGUCAACACACAGCUCAACUAGGUAUUAUACUGUCAACACACAGCUCAACUAGGUAUUUUACUGUCAACACACAGCUCAACUAGGUAUUAUACUGUCAACACACAGCUCAACUAGGUAUUAUACUGUCAACACACAGCUCAACUAAGUAUUAUACUGUCAACACACAGCUCAACUAGGUAUUUUACUGUCAACACACAGCUCAACUAGGUAUUAUACUGUCAACACACAGCUCAACUAGGUAUUAUACUGUCAACACACAGCUCAACUAGGUAUUAUACUGUCAACACACAGCUCAACUAGGUAUUAUACUGUCAACACACAGCUCAACUAGGUAUUUUACUAUCAACACACAGCUCAACUAGGUAUUAUACUGUCAACACACAGCUCAACUAGAUAUUAUGCUGUCAACACACAGCUCAACUAGGUAUUAUACUGUCAACACACAGCUCAACUAGGUAUUAUGCUGUCAACACACAGCUCAACUAGGUAUUAUACUGUCAACACACAGCUCAACUAGGUAUUAUGCUGUCAACACACUGAAACACACAGCUCAACUAGGUAUUAUACUGUCAACACGCAGCUCAACUAGUAUUAUACUGUCAACACACAGCUCAACUAGGUAUUAUACUGUCAACACACAGCUCAACUAGGUAUUAUACUGUCAACACACAGCUCAACUAGGUAUUAUGCUGUCAACACACAGCUCAACUAGGUAUUAUACUGUCAACACACAGCUCAACUAGGUAUUAUGCUGUCAACACACUGAAACACACAGCUCAACUAGGUAUUAUACUGUCAACACACAGCUCAACUAGUAUUAUACUGUCAACACACAGCUCAACUAGGUAUUAUACUGUCAACAUACAGCUCAACUAGUAUUAUACUAUCAACACACAGCUCAACUAGGUAUUUUACUAUCAACACACAGCUCAAUUAGGUAUUAUACUGUCAACACACAGCUCAACUAGAUAUUAUACUGUCAACACACAGCUCAACAGGGUAUCCCACUGUCAACACACAGCUGAACUAGGUAUUAUACUGUCAACACACAGCUCAACAAGGUAUCACACUGUCAACACACAGCUGAACUAGGUAUUUUACUAUCAACACAAAGCUCAACUAGGUAUUAUAGUGGUUAAGAGUGUUGGGCCAGUAACUGAAAGGUUGCUGGUUCGAAUCCCAGAGCUGACUAGGUGAAAAAUCUGCCGACAUUCCUGUGAGCAAGGCAUUUAACCUUAAUUGCUCCUGUAAGUCGUUCUGGAUAAGAUGAUGUGAAUGCUAAAUGAUGUGAAGGUAGUUACAGCUUAUAAGGACCCUAUAAGGCCCUAGUUACAUCUUAUAAGGCCCUAUAAGGCCCUAGUUACAUCUUAUAAGGCCCUAUAAGGCCCUAGUUACAUCUUAUAAGGCCCUAUUUAUAGCCUUUAUAUGUCACAGGAUGCCUCAGAUGUCCAAGUCACACUUAUCUCUAAUGUGAAGUGAAAUCAGUGGCAGUCACACCCGUGCCCAGCCUGGUGAACAGCAGUAUUACCCUCUAGUGUGUGUGUGUGUGUGUGUGUGUGUGUGCAUGCGUGUGCGUGUGUGUGUGUGUGUGUUUGUGUGCGUGCGUGUCAACAGGAGAGUGCCAGGAGUACCAGGGUGCGGUGUCAGCCGAGCGGACGCGGGUGGAGAGCGUGGAGCUUGUGCUGCCUCCCCAUGCCAACCACCAAGUCAGUACCUUCGGGGGUCAGAUCAUGGCCUGGAUGGAGAACGUGGCCACCAUCGCAGCAUGGUGAGUGUCUGUCUGUAGCCUGUGUGUCAGUAGCCUGUCCUUCUCAUAGAGAUAAUCAGGUUUCUUACUGUGACAGAAUAUGGAGAUAGUUAGUAUAUAUUAACGGCCCAAUGCAGAUGUUUUUAUCUCAAUAUCCAAUCAUUUCUGGGUAACAAUUAAGUACCUUAUUGUGAUUUUUUUCAAAAAUAAACAGAACUAGCUUCUUAGCAAAGAUCAAUUUCUCAAGCAAGACUUUUGCUAGGACUGUCUGAGUGGGGUGGGGGAAACUGAAAACUAGGUUUAGAACUCUUUCUUAUUGGUCUAUUAACUAAUUUAGGCAGGCCAGAAUUCCAUCCCAUCAAACAGUUUUCUUAACAAACAGCUCUUACUCUAAAAGGGCAUUAUCAUCAUUUCUCACAAGUUCACAGUAUUAUUCCAACCUCACAGUGUGGAAAUAUAUAUAAAACACAGAAAAAUCUUGUUUUUGACUGCACUGGGCCUUUAAUAUACACUGAACAAAAAUAUAAACACAACAUGUAAAGUGUUGGUCCCAUGUUUCAUGAGCUGAAAUAAAAAAUCCCAGACAUUUUCCAUACGCACACAAAGCUUAUUUAUUUUACAUUUUGUGCACAAAUUUGUUUAUAUCCAUGUUAGUGAGCAUUUCUCCUUUGCCAAAAUAAUCCAUCCACCUGAAAGGUGUGGCAUAUCAAGAAGCUGAUUAAACAAAAAAAAUAAGUGCAGUUUUGUCACACAACACAAUGCCACAGAUGUCUCAAGUUUUGAGGGAGCGUGUAAUUGGCAUGCUGACAGCAGUAAUGUCCACCAGAGCUGUUGGCAGAGAAUUUAAUGGUAAUUUCUCUACCAUAAGCUGCCUCCAACGUCGUUUUAGAGAAUUUGGCAGUACGUCCAACCGGCCUCACAACUGCAGACCACGUGUAACCACGCCAGCACAGGACCUCCACAUUCGGCUUCUUCACCUGUGGGAUCGUCUGGGUGGGGUGGGGGGGGGGGUGCUGCGGAGUAUUUCUGUCUGUAAUAAAGCCCUUUUGUUGGGAAAAACUCAUUCUGUUUGGCUGGGACUGGCUCCCCAGUGGGUGGGCCUCCCAGGCCCACCCAUGGCUGCACCCCUGCCCAGUCAUGUGAAAUCCAUAGGUUAGGACUUAAUUGAUUUAAAUUGACUGAUUUCCUUAUAUGAACUGUAACUCAGUAAAAUCUUUGAAAUUGUUGCAUGGUGCGUUUAUAUUUUUGUUCAGUAUAUUUAGUAGAAUGAGUAGAUGAUCAAAACCAGGUUGAGCUCUUAGUCUAAUAUACUCUCUAUAUUUCCUUCAUUCUCUCUGUAUCUCAUCUCACUCUUACUUUCCAGUCGUCUGUGUAACGCUCACCCCACUCUGAGGACCAUAGACAUGUUCCACUUCCGGGGCCCGUCUCACAUUGGGGACCGGCUGGUGCUAAAGGCCAUUGUUAACAAUGCCUUCAAGCACAGGUGAGUCCUAAUAAUAGGGUCUUAUUCAUUAGGCACCAAACUGAAGAAAAUGAGAACCGCUUGUUCUCAACCGCUGUCCAAGAAUUACCGCUGGUUUUCAUUUCUGUUGAAAAACGUAGAUUUCGUUUUUGUUGCUACGGUGAGCCCUAAUGAACUCAACCCGAGAGUGAGUUUCAGCUUUGAGGGAUAUUUACUGGCAACAAACAAUGAAUGGGAAAGUGGUAUGGCAACCUUUUAUGUUUGUAUGAUAUUAGUUGUAUGUGGGUGUGUGUGUUCCAGUAUGGAGGUGGGUGUGUGUGCAGAGGCCUACCAGGGUGCGGGUGUGUUGCGCCACAUCAACAGCGCCUUCAUGACCUUUGAGGUGCUGGACAAGGACAGGAAGCCACGCACAUUGCCCCGGAUACGACCCGAACCUGUGGUGAGUUCUGCAGAUGACCUCAGAAGAACAGGCUGUUAGACCUGUGGAGUAUGUGUGUGUGAGUGAGAGCGAUAGAGUGUGUGUGUGUGUGUGUGUGUGUGUGUGUGUGUGUGUGUUUAUGGAGGUCAAUGUAUAUUGAGAAAUGCCAUAUGGUUGUUGAUUUUGUAAUGUUAAGAGAUACAUGCCUCUGCUCAUCCAAUGUCGGUGCAGAACUGUGAAAGCCCAUUUCACUUGUUUAUUUAAUUGUCAGGAUGGGAAGAGACGCUAUCAAGAGGCUAUCGCUAGGAAGAAGAUCCGUCUGGACAGGUGAGGUUCUAUUCCCCAUUUCUAUCAGUUAGUGCAGGGGUGUCAAACUCAUUUUCCCCCUUCAGUAGAUUGAGCCCCCCCCCCCCCCUCUAAAAAUAAAUGAUAUACAGUAUAUUAUUUUUUAUUAAGACAUCAUGCUAGGCCACAUUAAAUCGGGUUGAUUGAGUGAUACCCCUGAAUUAGUUUGUAAACAGUAAACCAAACCAUUGAGUCAUAACACAUUUUCAUCUGUUUUGACAUCACUAUACACUGUCUGUUUACAGAAAGUACAUCAUCUCCUGCAAGCAAACAGAGGUUCCUCUGUCUGUGCCCUGGGACAUCAGCAACCAGGUAACACACACACACACACACACACACAAACGGACCACAACCUACUACUACUCCUAGAUUACAUGUGUUGUGUUGGGGUUUGGUAACAGAUUUAACUCUCUACUGCCUCCCUGUGUGCUGGCCUGUGCUUGUUUUGAAAAAAAAAUCGUUCUUCAGAUUCUGAAUCCAAACUUUAUUUCCCCCAGAUGUAUCUCAGCUACAACAAUGUGUCUGCACUGAAAAUAAUGGCUGCUCGAAGCAACUGGAUGUUAAGCUCUGAGAAAAAUAAGGUUAGUACAGGGUGUAGAACAGUGUAAGAAUAUGAUUGAAUGCCAUUGAUAUUAUUCAUUAGAAUGAUGUUGAAGAAUUGCAUGUCUCCCCUCUCCUCCUCCCCACUGUCUAAUCAAAUCAUUACUUUCUAUUGCACAGUCAGUUUUUCCCCCCCAAAUUCGGCCCACACGUUGAUUUGAUUAAGUUGGGAGGAAGCAAUGUGGACCAAGUCAACCGUCUUUCUUAAAGCUGCUAGCUACAUAAAACAUUUCCACAAAAUAGCAGUAAAUGUCAAUAAUAUAUGAUAUCUGUGGUAGUAAAGGAAUAGACUCUGCUUUAACCCGUAAAGAUCCUAUAGUCAUUUCCAUGGUUUAACCCCCUCCUUCCUGAUCUGUUCCCAGGUCAGUCUGUACACGCUGGAGGAGAACCAGAUCCUGUGUUUUAAGGUGGAGACUCAUGUCACCGUCCCUGCUGAACAGGCCUUCCAUCUGCUCUCAGACCUGCGCAGGAGACAUGAGUGGGACAGGCAUUACCAGUGGGUAACACAGCCACAACUAUUCACAACUGAUGUAGCCACAACAGUCACAGCUAGUCAGAACACAGCCACAAGUAGUCACAACUAGUUAGAGCUAGUCACAACAAAGUCACAGCUUGUCAGAACACAGCCACAAGUAGUCACAACUAGUUAGAGCUAGUCACAACAAAGUCACAGCUAGUCAGAACACAGCCACAAGUGGUCACAACCAAUCACAAAGUAGUUACUAUAAUCCUUUUGAAACCUCCAUUUGGAUUGAAACCUCCAUUUCACAGUGUGCCUUUACCCUUUCGUCCAAUGUAGACAGUGUGAUGUGAUCAUCCAGGCAGAUGAGGAUGACACUAUCUACCGCGUAGCCACUCCGUGUGUCAGUAAAGGGGGGAAGGGCCAGGACUUCAUCCUCCUGGCCUCUAGGAGGAAGCCCUGUGACUCCAGGUAACAUUGCCUGCCUGUCAUCCAUCCAUCAGCAUCCUGACUUCACCAAUAUGCUUUAUUUUUUGCUUGGUCACUGUUCCCCAAUGACUCAACAAUCCGUCCUACUUUCCAAUGGCACUGCAUUCUUUUUCUGUUCUCAAUGCACCCUAACUUACCCAGGUCUGGUUGUGUCCCACAGUACUGUAUCUAUCAUCCUGCCCAAUUCCACAUCUUUAAUCACGCUCUAAUGGUGCGAUCUGCCUCUUCUGUCCCUCUCAGGGACCCGUACCUGAUUGCCCUGCGCUCUGUCACCCUGCCGACCCACCCUGCCACUAAGGACUACACCCGGGGGGAGGUGCUCUGUGCCGGAUUCAGUAUCUGGGAGGAGUCCAACGCUGUCACCAAGGUGGGCCAAUGGGGCUCUUCGCUAGCUAAACGAAAAGCUUGCCUGGUCCAGAUCUGUUUGUGCUGUAAAGCCGACUUCUAUGGUUGUUGUCAUGUCAAACAUGACAGCAACCGUAGUUGGUAAGACAGUAGAAACAGAUCUGGGACCAGCUAGCUCAGUGACUUUCUUCAUCCCACCUUAUCAUGUAAACUGAGUGUGGAAAGAAGUGGUGGAUGCAGGAUUUCAGUCCUUCACGGCAUAGUGUGUUGCCAAUUGUUUUCUUGGUGACUAUGGUCCCAGCUGCCUUGAGAUCAUUGACAAGAUCCUCCCGUGUAGUUCUGGGCUGAUUCCUCACCAUUCUCAUGAUCAUUGCAACUCCACGAGGUGAGAUCUUGCAUGGAGCCCCAGGCUGAGGGAGAUUGACAGUUAUUUUGUGUUUCUUCCAUUUGCGAAUAAUCGCACCAACUGUUGUCACCUUCUCACCAAGCUGCUUGCCGAUGGUUUUGUAGCCCAUUCCAGCCUUGUGUAGGUCUACAAUCUUGUCCUUGACAUCCUUGGAGAGCUCUUUGGUCUUGGCUAUGGUGGAGAGUUUGGAAUCUGAUUGAUUGAUUGCUUCUGUGGACAGGUGUCUUUUAUACAGGUAACAAGCUGAGAUUAGGAGCACUCCCUUUAAGAGUGUGCUCCUAAUCUCAGCUCGUUACCUGUAUAAAAGACACCUGGGAGCCAGAAAUCUUUCUGAUUGAGAGGGGGUCAAAUACUUAUUUCCCUCAUUAAAAUGCAUAUCAAUUUAUAACAUUUUUGACAUGCGUUUUUCUGGAUUUUGUUGUUGUUAUUCUGUCUCUCACAGUUCAAAUAAACCUACCAUUAAAAUUAUAGACCGAUCAUUUAUUUGUCAGUGAGCAAACGUACAAAAUCAGCAGGGGAUCAAAUACUUUUUUUCCCUCACUGUAUAUACAAAUACAUUUGGGGGGCCCAUCCACCACCCCCCCUCUUCGGAGGACAAAAAUAAACGUUGUUUUUACAGCUUUUUCUUUUGUUGUUACAUGUACCUUUUACACACAUUUUAUAUACAUUUUUUAAUUUAUUUUUCUACAGUAGUUACAUAGCAAGAGGAAAGUAAUUUGAUAUUUUGAUAUACAUUACAUCUAGAUAGAUAGUACUUCUACAUUGUUUUCAGUCAUAACUAUUAUAUAACAUUUUUUUUGGCCACUGCUCUCAUUGUCUCUGUGUGUUUUACCUCAGAUCUCCUACUACAACCAGGCCACGCCGGGAGUCCUCCCCUACAUCUCCAACGACAUCGCAGGCCUUUCCUCCAGCUUCUACGGCACCUUCCACUCCUGCAACAAGUACCUGGAGGAGAAUAGAGACAGCCUGGCCUCCCUGCACCCCUCUGCCAUGUGA